Molecule: messenger RNA, 1300 nt
Organism: Spinacia oleracea (spinach)
Lineage: Eukaryota; Viridiplantae; Streptophyta; Magnoliopsida; Caryophyllales; Amaranthaceae
Exons: 8
Coding region: 68-991 (307 amino acids)
Source: RefSeq, a predicted model, not a curated record
UGUAAAUUGAUUCGUGAGUGAGUCUUUUUUAACGCAAAGACGAAGAUGUUAUGUCAGUAACAAGAAAAUGACAGCAUCCUCUUCAUUCCUCACUCUCAAUUCCCAAUUUCACUUACUUACUCAAAUCCCUUUAAAACCCACCUUAAUCUCAACUCCCAAAUCCAUCAUUAGCACUAAUACAACUAAUAAUCCAAUUAACCAUCUUGUUGCUGCCACUAAUUUCAAUCGAUAUCAGAUGGCCAUGGCAGCUUCACCAUCACCAUCCAUUUCCACUGAUCAAUUCAAGCCUUUUCAGCUAAAUGAGAUGUCUGAUUUCUUCUUAAUUUCCUCUCCCAGUGGAUAUAUCUCCAUUUGCGGUUUUGGGUCUCUUCUUUCUGAGAGGAGUGCAAGGAGUACAUUUCCAGAUUUGUGUAACUUUAGGGUGGCUCGAUUACAAGGUUUUAGGAGGGUUUUUGCUCAUGUAGCUCCUAUCUUCUUCGAACGUGGCAUUGCCAAGCCUGAAACCAAGGAGAUCUCAAGUUUAAGUGUAGAGCCUUGUGAAGGGGAGGAACUCAUAGUCACUGUGUUUGAAAUUCAAAAAUCGGAGGUGCCUUCUUUUAUGGAGAGGGAGCUUGAGUUCCGAUUUCUAGCUGUUCUGCCAGAAACAUUAGAAGGGAAAACAUUUGAUAAUCCAGCGGUUCUCUGUGCUCGGUCCAGCGAUGAGGAAUUUUUCAAUGUAGGAUGUAAAGGAAGCAAAGAAGUAUACCAUCAGCAUUAUGGACGAUAUAACAUUGAUAAGAUAUGGAGGGACGACAUAUUUCCUUGUCGAACUUAUAUGCGCCAUUGUGUUUUAGCAGCAAAGAAUCUUGGAGAUACAGCCUACAGUAACUUUUUAGAUCAUACAUACCUUGCUGACCGUCAGACAACCAUUCGUCAGUACCUAGCAACAGCAGGUUCAGGUAUAAUGGAAGAGGAGCCUCCAGAGUCCUUAAAGACGCGUUAUGGUGGUUAAGCUGAUCAGAACAAUACAACCCAAUAGAAUUUAAAAUUUUAAGUUCCUCAACUUAGUGUUGGGACUUGGAAAAUCUGCACAUGAAAACUGGUGAAACUGUGUAAGCUUAUUUCCUGUAACAUAGAGCAUAGUGUUAGGCUUUUCUUUAAAGCUUCUAAUUCAGGCUCUAUCCACAUUUACACUUGAAAAUUGAAAUGUUCAAAUAAAUCAGACAUUAUAUGCACAAAUACAUAUCUGUUAUAGGGAUGAAUGUUGUAUGAGCUUCCAGAAAAAUGGGUCUGUAAUAAUUUGUGAAUGUGUAGGAAGACA